AUGGACCCAGGAACCAGCACUCCCUACCAUGUUUCCAGGACCCAGGAGGCCAAAGGGCAGCCCAGGAUCCGCGUUAAAAGGGGAGAGAAAGGCCAUAAAGCCACCAAAUAUGCUGGUCCAAUGCAGAAAAACACUUCACGGGCCAUGCCUAAGAGAAGAUCUUCCUACCCCACCGAAAAUAACAUAGUGGGCCGCAGAAUUUCCCACUUCUGGAAGGAAGAUAAUGGAAUCAUCACACAUUGGAAGGCUACUGUCCUAGUGCAGAUUGCUGUAACACCAUCUCUCUAUCUGGUGAAAUAUGACAACAUCGACUGUGUGUAUGGAUUAGAACUUCACAACGAAAAGAGGAUAAUAUCACUUAAAGUUCUUUCUGAAAACGAGGAAACAUCUGAAGUCCCUGAUCCCAUGCUUGCACAUGAUAUCACUGGAAAAGAGGUAGCACACCUCUUUGAGGGUGAGUGUGGCCUUAAGACUCCAUGGAGGGGGAUAGUCCUGGGCCAAGCACCUGUCUUAACAUCCUUUUUCUACAUUAUCUAUGAAAAAGAUCCAAUCUUGUAUGUGUACAAGCUUCUGGAUGAUUAUAAAGAAGGCAACCUGAAUAUCAUUCCAUGCUUGGAUGAGGCUCCUCCAAAAGAUGUAGAUCUGGGAAUUGCAGAUGGGCUAAUAGGCCAAAAUAUAGAAUACAAAAAAGAAAAUGGGUCUCCUAGAAUUGGGAAGGUGAUUCACCAAGUUGAAUCAAAAUCAUCUGUAUAUUUCAUCAAAUUUGAAGAUGAUUUCCAUAUCUAUGUCUAUGAUAUGGUGAAAAAGAUCUGA
Molecule: messenger RNA, 813 nt
Organism: Phodopus roborovskii (desert hamster)
Lineage: Eukaryota; Metazoa; Chordata; Mammalia; Rodentia; Cricetidae
Product: spindlin-2-like
Exons: 1
Coding region: 1-813 (270 amino acids)
Biological process (GO): gamete generation; regulation of DNA-templated transcription
Cellular component (GO): cytosol; nucleoplasm
Source: RefSeq, a predicted model, not a curated record